UUGGAACCCUGAGGAUGGUGUCAGGUGUCAGGGUUGGCUUCACUUCACACUAACAGGCUGUGCUACUGCAACAUACACUGAGACGAUAAGGAUGGUAGCAACGUCUCUGCUACAUCCACAGAAAAUAUACUGAUUGUAAAUCAAGAUGCAAAAGCGAGUUACGUUUAUUGAGCAGCUGAAAAAAGAAAACUUACUAAUAAAUGGAACUGGUCACAACCUAACGAGGUCUGCAGAAUCUAGGAGAACCCGAGAUGGACUUGACUCUCUUCCAAGUCAACAAGGCAGGGAAAUGUAUAAAGGAACAUGCAUCAAUAUGUCUGCAAGCAACCGACAGAUGAAGACCAUUCACAUUCCCAACACUUUCAUGUCUGUACCCUUUUUACAGCAUUCAGCUCUUGCACCUGGACACAAGCACCACCUUUGCAGUAUAGCGAACAUUUACAGUACAGAGUACAUGAGGCAGCAGAUGAAGCGGCACUAUCUUAAAGUGCUGCACACAUGCAUCCAAUCAGGACAGAAUCCUACCUGCAGAAGGAAUGUGGGUCAUCACAAUGAAAAGGGCUGGUUUACAAAGGAUGUGGAAAAGGAGCAGGCAAAGAUGAAGCUGGAAGGGCAAAGAAAAAGCAGCAGCGGCACAAGUUAUUCUGAUGUCUUUUUUCCAAAAAUCUUAAAUAGAUAGCAGGCUAUU
Messenger RNA from Cheilinus undulatus (humphead wrasse), 688 nucleotides. RefSeq lists its product as uncharacterized. Lineage: Eukaryota; Metazoa; Chordata; Actinopteri; Labriformes; Labridae. The record is from RefSeq and is a predicted model, not a curated record. The coding region runs from base 146 to 679 and encodes 177 amino acids. The transcript has 5 exons.